Messenger RNA from Tyto alba (common barn owl), 1981 nucleotides. It is a transcript of the gene TMEM25, whose product is annotated as transmembrane protein 25. Gene Ontology annotation, biological process: negative regulation of excitatory postsynaptic potential. Bases 84 to 1682 code for a protein of 532 amino acids. The record is from RefSeq and is a predicted model, not a curated record. The transcript has 6 exons. Lineage: Eukaryota; Metazoa; Chordata; Aves; Strigiformes; Tytonidae.
GUGCACAGCCCUCCCUGAGACGGGGGGGGGGGGGCCCGUGGGCGCGGGGCUGGGCUGAGCCCCCCCGGUGCUGAAGCGGGGAGAUGGGAGGCACGGGGACCUCCAUCCCUGCCCUGGCUGGGGGCGGGGGGGGGGGGGUGUGGGGCGGAGUCUGGGGCCACCCGUGCGCGUCGGCGCCGUGCUCGGGGCCAGCCGGGCAGCAGGAGCGGCUGCGCGCAGCACCGGCCCCGCUGGGGGAAGGCGGCCGCUCGGGGGGUGCUCGCCGCGGCGCCGGGGCCCAGGCGCAGAGCUGCACUGCGGGCCGGGCCGGGCGCGGCAGCGGCCGCGCUCCAGGUAAGGGGCAGCCCGGCCGCAGCUUCCAGCCCUGCUGCGGGCGGGGGUGCCGGCGGCCCGGCACAGGGAUGGCCCCGCGUCACUGCUCCCGCCGCCGCCCUCCCGGUGCUGAGCGCGGCCGGUGCGCCCAGGGGCGCCCCGGGGCCUGGCCGGGGGCUGCCCUUGCCCGCCUGCUGCUGCUGCUCGGCCUCCCGGUGCUCUGCUCGGCAGGGCCGGGGGAGCCGGGCCCCACCAUCAACGGGCAGCCGCUGGCGGUGUGCGCGCUGCGGGAGGAGGAGAGCCGUGCCUUCACCUGCCGGGCCCCGCGGCCGGCCCCCGGGGCCGCGCUGCUGUGGUACCUCGACGGCCGGAGGCAGGAGGCAAACUGCUCGGCCGCGGGCACCGCCAGCACCCUCACCCUCACCGCCCGGCGCACCGACCGCGAGCUCAACUGCUCCCUGACGGACCCGGCCUCCGGUGAGACCUACAACGCCUCUGUCCUCCUCGACGUGCAGUAUAAGCCAGAGAUCCUGCGGGCAGAUGCCCGCUACCAGGAGGUCGAGGGCGCUGGGCUCGUCCUGGUGCUCUUUGUGCUGGUGCAAGCCAACCCGCCCGCCAGCGUCACCUGGGUGGACCAGGAUGGGCGCGUGAUGGCCAACGCCUCCGAGGUCCUUCUCCUGGGUGCCACGCGCUACCCGGGGCUGGCCAACCACUCGCUCCGCGUCCACCUCGACGGGGCGGCCAGCAACUUCUCCAUCAGUGCUGCCAACAGCGUGGGCGUCACCACCGCUUCCCUCCUGCCCCCAGGUCUGCUGGAUUCCCGCGUGGAGCUGCCCCUCCUGGGUGUUGCCGUCGGAGCGGCCCUGGCCCUGGGCGCCCUGCUUAGCCUGGGCUCCUGCGCUGCCUGCCUGGCGUGCCGCCGGCCCGCGCCGGAGCCAGGUAAGGGCCGAGCGGGAGAGAGCAGCCCGCUCAGCCGGUGCUCCCGUUGCAGCCGCUCCGAGCCCCCGCGCCUGCCCCGCCAGACCCGCUCCCUGCCGCCCGACCUGCGCCUCGGCGACCUCGAGCAGGCGGCUGGAGGCCUUUCCUUCCCCACAGCUUCCCCCGAUGAGGUGGGAGCCAGUGCCGGAGGGGAGGAGAGCGCUCUGCCCGCCAUAGGGAACUCCCUGGUCCUCAGCAAGUUUCAUCCAGCUCCCACUGUCCGGGCGCAUCUACAAAGUGCCGAGCGUGAGCAGCGACGAGAUCUGGCUGUGAGACGCGGCGUGGUGCCCCUGAGGGAGGGCUGCCCGGCGCCAGGUACGUACCGGCCUCUGGAGAAGCUGCGGAGGCUGGGCCGGGCGGGGGGCGCCGAGCAGACCCCCGCUGUGCGGUAAAGCUGCGCGCCGCAGGUGACGGUAGCCGCACCGGUAGCCGGGGCGUGUUUCCACGUAGCCUGCGCACUUAGACAGGCAGGCUAUUAUAAAGAGAACGCAUGAAAGCUGUUCAUAGCCAGGCUCUGCCAAGCUGCUCGCGCUGCGAUUCCUCCCAGGGUACGGCCAAGCACCAGCCUCGCUUUAGCAGAUUCGCAGCCUGCUUGCUGCGUGAUCCCCUCCGCCCCCGCCAGAGCCGCGGCAGACGGGUGGGCAGGGGCUGCAGAGGGUUGUCCCGACAGCAAUAAACGUCAGUCAAGCAA